UGCAACGUGACGUCGACGCUCAGCAAUAGACGAUCUGUGGCGUUACCCGGCUAACUAGCUCCGAGACGCCAUCGGUGCUUUGGCGUCACUUUGACGUGACGAGCACUCGGGCCUCUUUGAUGUCGACAAGUCAGUCUGGGUUCCAUUUUAGAGUCAAGGCAGUUGUCAAGGUGUCUGCUUUGAUUUGCAGUUCAGCUUUUCGCUGAUCGGAAGCCGAUGUGGGCUACGCAGGCGUUGCCUUGCGACGUGCUUGAGUGUUCGCGUUAGCGGCGGAAGGGAAGCGAAGGCGAGAGAAGGGGGCUAGCUUGUUACGACACGGCGAGCGGCCGCCAUGGCGGCAGCGGGCGGCGGCGGUAAAAGCUUCUCAUUUAAGGUGGUGCUGCUGGGCGAAGGCUGCGUGGGGAAGACGUCCAUGGUGCUGCGCUACUGCGAGAACAAAUUCAACGACAAGCACAUCACGACUCUUCAGGCGUCCUUCCUCACCAAGAAGCUCAACAUCACGGGCAAGCGGGUCAACCUCGCCAUCUGGGACACGGCGGGCCAGGAGCGUUUCCACGCGUUGGGUCCCAUCUACUAUCGAGACUCCAACGGAGCCGUCCUGGUCUAUGACAUCACCGAUGAAGACUCCUUCCAGAAGGUGAAGAACUGGGUGAAAGAACUGAGGAAGAUGUUGGGCAACGACAUCUGCUUAUGUAUCGUAGGGAACAAAAUCGACUUGGACAAAGACCGGAACGUUUCCACGGAAGAGGCGGAAAGUUACGCGGCAUCGGUGGGGGCCAAGCACUACCGGACGUCGGCCAAGCUCAACAGCGGCAUUGAGGAGCUCUUCUUGGACUUGUGUAAACGAAUGAUGGAGGCCGCUCAGGUCGAGGAGCGGUCCAAGGGAAACGGCGGCGGCCAAUCGGCGUCCGGUCGAAGAGGCGUACAGAUUGUCGAUGACGAGCCGCAGGCCCCGCCCACCGGGGGAUGCUGCUCGUCUGGCUAGCACGCACGCAGUCUCUGAUCCGUUAGUGUCGCGAAGAAUCAUGAGAAGAAUUUCGGAAGUAGCGGGAAACACGCCAGCCACCGUUUCAUGUCCAAUUGUGAGUCGACGUGAGGGUGGUCACUUCCCGACCGAUAAAAUGGCAGCGCGUGUUUGGUUGGGAAGCAGAAGUUGAAGCACAAAAUGGUGUCCAAUCGGCAGCAUUCCUCAUGAUUAACAGCCGCGCUUUUGCAUGCUUGACUGUAAUGGCAAAACUUGUGUUCAUUAAACGCUUCUUGAAAGAA
Messenger RNA from Hippocampus comes (tiger tail seahorse), 1266 nucleotides. It is a transcript of the gene rab21, whose product is annotated as RAB21, member RAS oncogene family. The transcript is spliced from 7 exons. The record is from RefSeq and is a predicted model, not a curated record. The coding region runs from base 332 to 985 and encodes 217 amino acids. NCBI's taxonomy places the organism in Eukaryota, Metazoa, Chordata, Actinopteri, Syngnathiformes, Syngnathidae. Gene Ontology annotation, biological process: Rab protein signal transduction. Gene Ontology annotation, molecular function: GTP binding; GTPase activity.